Messenger RNA from Varanus komodoensis (Komodo dragon), 5586 nucleotides. RefSeq names its product inositol-trisphosphate 3-kinase B (gene ITPKB). The transcript is spliced from 8 exons. Gene Ontology annotation, molecular function: inositol-1,4,5-trisphosphate 3-kinase activity; inositol tetrakisphosphate kinase activity. The record is from RefSeq and is a predicted model, not a curated record. Gene Ontology annotation, biological process: inositol phosphate biosynthetic process. Lineage: Eukaryota; Metazoa; Chordata; Lepidosauria; Squamata; Varanidae. Gene Ontology annotation, cellular component: cytoplasm; nucleus. Bases 534 to 3155 code for a protein of 873 amino acids.
GCUUUCCGACACCCUCCCCUCUCUCUUUCUCCUGCACAUUCAACAAACAUUCAAGAAGCAGCCAAUGGCACAAGGCUGGCGCUGGAAAGACGAGCAAUGAACACCGCGGCAGAUCAGUUAACAAAAUAAAGUUACCGAUUCUGCCGAACCAAUUCUUUUCCUCGCUCUUUGACCCAUUAGACUGCGAAGGGGGAGCGGGGGGGCUGAGGGUGAACUGACAGAGCCUUGAUCUGGACGUUUGGAGGGCUGUGCACCCUGAUGCCCGGCGCUUUUUCCGAGGAGAUGUGAAACUCUAAAGUUGCACCAACCUCUGCUGCACAGUUGUUUAUGGAGCCGCGGGCGGGGGCCGGCUCUUCGCCCCUACGCAUCCGUGGCUUCCCGGGCCAUGCUGCAGCUGCCACUGUCCCCGCCGCCGCCGCCGCCAGCCCUCGAAGGACGUGGUGGGCUGCUCGGCAGGGGCUGACCUGGGAGAAGCAGCAAUAGCAGCAAGAGGAAGCAGCAGCGCCUCUCCCUCGGCGGCCCGACCUUUUACUAUGGCCGUGUCUUGCUAUGCGCUCAACAGUUUAGUGAUAAUGAAGAGCGCCGAGGAAGAGGAGAAGAGUGGCGGCGGCUGCAAGAGCAAGACGCCGCCAGUGACGCGCAGGCAGGUGCUGCCCGGACUGGUCCGGGGAAGCGAGAGGCACAGCAGCUACUGUCCGCGGCCCGGGCGCGGCGGCUCCAGCAGCGCCGCCACGGCUUUCCUCUUUCCUCCAGGAGAGCUGCCGCAGGCGAGGGAGGAGGCGUUCGCACGCAGGACUCCGCGACGGCUCAGCAGCCCGAGCUGGGGGACCCGCUCCAGCCGCUCGCCUUCGCCCAGCUCGGCGAGGAUCCUUCAGCGGGAGCUGCAGAACGUGCAAGUGACCCAGAAAGUGGGGCUCUUCGAGGCGCGCAUCCAAGCGCAGAGUCUGGAUGCCUCCGCUGCCACCUCUCCCCCCAAGAGCUCCCCAUUGGCCAGGAGACGGUCUCCUUCCCCCGGACCAUCACGGGCCGCGCAGAUGUUUGAAGACGCUGCAACGAGGGGGUCGAGGCAACAGCAGGUGGUGGCGGCGAAGACGCCAGAGAGCCUGCUGUCCCGGCUAGAAAGCUCGGGAAAGACGUCGGAGCGGGAGGCAGAGAAAGACUCAGCAACCCGUCUGUCAUACGUGGCGGAAAGGAGAGAGACUGGUAGCAGCUCCUUGGUGCUGCAGGGUGCGAUGGAGAUGGAAAACGGGCUUUUCCUGGGGCAACGAUCAGCAGAGACUGGUCUGGACGGUGGGGUCGCUGGAGCACCAGGUUCGAAAGAGGCAGAGAUCAGGAGCAAAUUGCCCCAGGCUUGGGGUUUGGAUGAAACAGUGCCAAAGGCACGUGAUUCAGAUGGGAUGGAGAGGGUGAAUGGGAUUUUCAGGGAGCAGGAGUCGGGGAACACCGGGAGGAGACUGGGAUCUGGUGUGGGGCAGGACUUGGAGUAUGGAAGUGGAUCUCCUGAAGGAAAGGACUCCAGAGAUCUGGUAAACUCCAGGUGGUGUGAGGGCACGGAGGCGUUGGGGGUGAGGGGCAGCGAGGGGCAGCCAGGUGAAGGUGAUGCUGGCAAGGUGAGUGGAUCUUCCAAGAAUCAAGGCUUCUUACAAACCAUGCAGGGGAGGAGCAGCUUUCACAGAGGGCAGGGCUCAGACGCCAUGGAGAAGCCCCUUGGAGAGCCGCUCCCAACAGGAGACCCGCCUUGUCUUGCCAAGAUUGACAGCAAGGGCAGCAGCAGCAGCAGCAGCAGCAGCUGCUUGCUAGCUUUGACUUGUUCUGUGAAGCAGGCACCACUGCUGUCACCACUGGAGUCCUGCUCUGAGAUUAUGGCUGAAUCCAAUGGAACUGGGCUGCCAGAGCAGCAUCCCACAGAGCAGCAGCAGCCUCCCUGGGGAGCCUCCGUGGAAGUACAUCAACAACAACAGGAGAAGUCCCUAGUGGAAGGGGAGAGUUGCUUUGGAGGAGGACGAGGCGGAGGCAGCAGUAGCAUCCCUGCUGUCAUUGUGACUGACCUGGACGCUCAGGAGGAGGAUGAGGCAGGAGGAGCCCCCCAAAAGAACUUGUCUGUCAGGAAGCUGUCGUCGUCUUCAGCUUCUUCAACUGGCUUCUCUUCAUCCUGGGAAGAAUCUGAGGAGGACAUUUCCAGUGAUCCUGAACGAUCCUUGGACCAGAGUCCAGCCUUCCUGCAGACCCUGGAUAAACCAAGAGUGAGCAAGUCAUGGCGGAAAAUCAAGAACAUGGUGCACUGGUCCCCCUUUGUUAUGUCAUUCAAGAAGAAAUAUCCUUGGAUUCAACUAGCAGGACAUGCAGGUAGCUUCAAAGCUGCAGCUAAUGGGAGGAUACUGAAGAAGCAUUGUGAGUCUGAACAGCGCUGUCUGGACCACCUGAUGAGCGAUGUCCUUAGGCCAUACGUCCCUGCUUACCAUGGAGACAUCGUGAAAGAUGGGGAGCGGUACAAUCAGAUGGAAGAUCUCCUGGCUGAAUUCGACUCUCCUUGUGUCAUGGAUUGCAAGAUGGGAGUCAGAACCUACUUGGAGGAAGAACUAACCAAGGCCAGAAAGAAGCCAAGUCUGCGGAAGGACAUGUACCAAAAGAUGAUUGAAGUCGAUCCCGAGGCUCCAACAGAGGAGGAGAAUGCUCAGCAUGCAGUAACCAAGCCUCGAUACAUGCAGUGGAGGGAAACCAUAAGUUCUACGGCAACUCUUGGGUUCCGGAUCGAAGGAAUAAAGAAAGAGGAUGGCACUGUGAACAGGGAUUUCAAGAAGACAAGGACAAAGGAGCAAGUCAUGGAGGCCUUCAGAGAAUUUACUAAAGGAAACCGUAAUGUGCUGAACAGUUACCUUAACCGGUUGAAGGGGAUCCGUGACACCUUGGAAACAUCACAAUUCUUCAAGACCCAUGAGGUAAUUGGGAGCUCCCUUCUUUUCAUUCACGACAAGAGAGAGCAGGCCAAAGUCUGGAUGAUUGAUUUUGGGAAGACCACCCCCCUUCCAGAGGGACAAGUCCUCCAGCAUAACGUGCCCUGGAUAGAAGGGAACAGAGAGGAUGGUUACCUCUGGGGGCUGGAUAACCUCAUUGCUAUCCUAGUGGAAUUGUCUCAGAGCGAAGACUUGCUUUAAGGCCCGACGUUCGACUCCGUCACUACCCGGAUCCCAGCCCCUCAAACUGACUCUCUGAACUGCACUACAAGACACUUUCCCCCGACCCUUUUCCUUCCAGUUCUAAAAGUUAGAAGCCCUUUUAUUUAAGGUGUAAAUAUGCAGUUACGUGUCAGAACAAAUGCUGAACAUGAAGCACAAUGUAGGCGAUGAAAGUGAGUAGCAAUAGUGGCCUUUCUAGGUAUUAGCAGUUACUGACUCCAGUCUCUGGCCAGCCAAAGGCAUAACUCCUCCCUCAGUAGAAUAUCUAGCUCUUAGGUCACUGGUGUUUUCCCACACAACAUCUUCUUGUGUUCGGGCGUACACCAUUCCCAUACACCUCAGCAGAAUGAAGAUAGUGCCAUAGUCUUGCUGAAGUAAUAUCUAGCACAUAGAUCCCAGAAUGGAAGAUACAUUCAUUUAUAGCUAUCUACUGCCCUCUCAUGGCCAAAGUUAGUAUACAAUUUGGCCCAUUACUGUUACAGGCAUGGCCACGUAGAGCAUAGUGUGUGGUUUCCAGGUGGUCCCUUUUCCUGUGAAUUUCCCACAUAAAUGAGAUGGUAGAGUCCAGAACUUACUAAGAGAAGAACCUGAGAGAAAGAGAGAUGCAUUUUUUUCUGUGAGGCAGCAACUUUAAUUUACUAAUCUCCUUCAAUGUAAGAAUCUGCAUAUAAGAGCUUAUAGGUCUAUUUCAUAUCAGCUCUACAUUUCUAUGUACUCAAGAAAUUUCUUGUUGGCUUAUAACUACUGUGCAAUACUCGAGUGGCUGCAGGGAUUGCAAAAGUCUGCUUCUGAGGGUUGCCUUUGGUGGUGCAUCUAAGUUAGCUACUGUGGUAGGUUUGGGCUGCUUGGGACAAGAUGUUUGGAUCCUUUGCUCUAGGCUUCAGUUGCCUUGGAGUGACCUGGUAGUGUGUCAGCAGAAGGGCUAUAAUACCAGUGGGUUGGUAAGGACGACAAUUGUCAUUGGUGAGGUAUCUCUUUAUUAGCACUGUGGACCCUUUCAAAGUGGCAAACAGAUUCUCAGGUGUGCACUUGCAAAACAUUCCAGUUAUCACAUCUCAAAGUGUGGCAUUAACUCAGCCUAAAAAAAGCAGCAUUUUAGAAUGGUGGGCUGCACACAGCUUUCCUGUAUCUUCAAGGAAUGUGAAGGAAGUGUGUCAUCCUUGGUAGGGUGCAGUUGAUAAGGCAUUUCUCUUAGUCCCUAAAAUUUGUAGCUCUUCCCAUAUGCCUGGUUUUUUUAAGAAGGUUGUAUCUAAGGAUUUGCCACUUUCAGUCUUGCAAAAACAUCUACUUCUCUAUUUUAGGGUGGAGGCUAUUUUAUAACUUCCUGGAACGUUUAAACUAAGCAGAUAGCUUGCAUAACAGCCUGCCUGUUAAAAGGUCAGCAUCUGAAAGAACUGUGCAGAGGGGAAAGCUGCUGGUGCAUUUUGUUUUCUUGGGGAAAGAACCUGGAGAGGGGGGACUGUGCUGAGUUUAGGUCACAAAUCUUCCAGAGCUGUUUCUCUGGCUGGUUUCUUUUCUGACAAGUCCAUAAACCCUUUUGUAUUCAUGGUAACUCAAAAGUCCAUUGCUACUAGUCUUUCCGGUAGAAUUGCUGUAGCCCUGCUUGCCUGGGCCAUGACGCGGUUUCAGUUUCUUGCACUGGGAGGUUCUGCUCUUUCAACAAGGGAGCAUGUGUGUUUUGGAGGCUGGGGAGAUGUCCUUUGGGCACUGGUCAACAUGCCACCCCUGUGCAAGCCUUUCAUGAGGACUCAGCCCUCUUGGAAUUCCUUCAGUUCGUAUCUCACAGGGCACAUGUCGCUCAUUCUUCAGUGCUAUUGUAAAUAGUUGCUUUGUUCUGCCACUUUCCCCCAUCAGGCUUCCUAUGCUGUUUAAUAAUAGCCUAUGUGGAAGUGCCUUAUGGACCAGUUUCGAUUCCAUUAGUGUCAUGGAAAAGCAUUUUUGGUUGUUGUUUUUUUAAGUUCUAUUUAUUGCCAUCCUUUUUUUAGUUGCCUAGAACACUAAGUCUUAAUGCAUGGAAUCUUUUAAAGAAUAAUGUUUAGUUUUUAAAACAUCUUUUUCCACGUUUGUGGAGGGGGAAAAUUCCAUGAAGCAGCUUAAGUUUAUACAAUUUUUGAACUGUAUUUAGCUUUUAAAUUGCUUUUAUUAUAUACAUUUUAUUUUUUUUAAGCCUGUUUGUUUGCAAAAGCAAGAUACCUUGCUUUGUGGCUUUAAAAGAAGUGACUUAUUUCUCCAGAUGUCUUUUAGAUCUUUUUGGAGGCUGGAACUGUUGCUGUGAGGUAGUUCUCCCCAUACCCUUUGCAUCAUUUCUCUUCAAUUAGUGAUGUCACACAAACUUGCAGCAUUAUGAAACACCACCAAUGCACAGUGCCUGUAAGUAAAAUAAGUCAAAAUAAAGGCAUACAACAUGUUU